This is a messenger RNA of Penicillium oxalicum, 876 nucleotides long. RefSeq names its product carbon-nitrogen hydrolase family protein. The coding region runs from base 1 to 876 and encodes 291 amino acids. Gene Ontology annotation, molecular function: hydrolase activity, acting on carbon-nitrogen (but not peptide) bonds, in linear amides. The transcript is spliced from 4 exons. The record is from RefSeq and is a predicted model, not a curated record. Lineage: Eukaryota; Fungi; Ascomycota; Eurotiomycetes; Eurotiales; Aspergillaceae.
AUGGGGUCUUCCAUUCGCGUUGCCAUUAUUCAAUGGCAUAUCAAGGAAUUAGCCAUCGAGCAGAACCACGCAACAGCGUGCAACUACAUCCGCCAAGCCGCCGCGGAUGGCGCACAGCUCGCAGUACUACCAGAAUAUCACCUCAGUGGCUGGGUUCCAGAUGAUCCACGCUGGAUCGAUCAAGCCGGCGAAUCGGCCAAGUACCUCGAAAACUAUCGAGCUUUGGCCCGGGAGUUGAAGAUGUGCCUUGUGCCGGGAACCAUUAUUGAAAAGCAUUCAGGCUCCCAGGGGGACGGAGACCCGCUGCUAUACAAUGUCGCUUAUUUCAUCUCCCACGAUGGUACUGUCCUGGGCUCCUAUCGCAAGAAGAAUAUUUGGCAUCCUGAACGACCCCAUCUUACUUCGUCCGGCCAAGAGCGCCAUGAGGCGAUCGAUACGCCCCUCGGACGAAUCGGCAUGCUGGUCUGUUGGGAUUUGGCCUUCCCCGAGGCCUUUCGUGAAUUGAUCGCCGAUGGGGCAGAGAUUAUAAUCAUACCCACCUUCUGGACCCCUCACGACGCACCAGCCGAAGCUCGCCGCUACAAUCCCGACUCGGAAUCUCUCUUCCUCAACUCCACCCUCACAUCACGCUGUUUCGAAAACACCUGCGGCAUCAUCUUUGUCAAUGCAGCAGGCCCCCAGGAAGACUUCCUCGGCAUGUCACAGGUGACCCUCCCCGUUGUGGGACCCAUCUCGAAAAUGGGCACCGAGGAGGGUCUGCGCGUGGUCGACAUGAAUCUUGACCUGUUGGGACUGGCGGAGAAGGCCUAUAAAGUGAGAUAUGAUAUUGGAAGGGAGGAUUGGCACUACAAGUAUAGACACUCUUUUUCCAAGUGA